AUUAUUCUCCCACCUACACAGAACUUAUUAGGUUAGUUGUACCUCUACCAAAGUUUUCCACUUAUAAUUCUGAAUACUCUUUUUGGGAAGAAAUAUUAGGAAAGGCAUCAUCAAAUUGUUUUAUAGAAGUUCAAACCACUGAUUUGUAUUCUAAUUGGUGUGGUGAAGCUUUAAUUACUUUUAAAUGGGAAUCAUUUGGCAAAUAUUAUUAUUGUUUUUCUUGUCAAAAAAUUUGUCUAUACUUAUCAACUAGUAUUGGAUGUCUAUUAUUAUUGCUUACAGAAAUACGUCAAUUCAUAUGGGAUUGGAAAUUAUAUGUAACUAGUCCAUGGAAUUUAUUUGAUAUUGGUGCCUUACUUUUUCCGGUUGUGACUUCUAUUUAUUGGUUAUCAAACGGUCCUCCACCUUUAUGGGCUCCUGCGCUCUCAUGCUUAUUUCUUUAUUUGAAAUUCUUAUUCUUUUUACGAGCUUUUGAAACUUAUAAUGUCGGUUUUUAUCUUGCUAUCAUGGCUGGUGUUGUCAGCAGAGUUUUUACAUAUUUGUUGAUUUUGGGAAUUAUCAUAAUUGGAUUUGCGCAUUCUUUCUAUAUAUUACUUCAAUCGACAAGUGAAAGCAGAAACAAUACUAAUAAUGCUAACACGAAUUUAUACUCUUAUUUUGAUACUUCACUUUUGGCCAUUUACUUAUUAAUGAUUGGCAAGUAUUUUGGAUUAUAUAUUAUUG
Molecule: messenger RNA, 723 nt
Organism: Dentiscutata erythropus
Lineage: Eukaryota; Fungi; Glomeromycota; Glomeromycetes; Diversisporales; Gigasporaceae
Source: the annotation of a GenBank genome assembly